AUAAAAUAUUGGAAUUCUUCCCGAUCAAUUUACAAGAUCCGCCCACUUUGGGAAUUGAAUUGUGAAUGGAAAUCUGUGCUAAAAAUGUAACAAAACAUGUGAAGGAAUACAAGGACUAGAUGUGUGUCCUGUAUGUUCUCUAGUUAUCUGAUUAAUCCCGGUAAAAAAUCGAUGUUUUGAAUCCUCCACAUUGGUGACCACAGCCGCGAGAGAAACCCAGUCACCUCAGUGCUCGAUCGAUCCAACCACACGGAAAAAGGAUUCCAUCUUCUGUCGACAUUCUCAUAUUUCUCACGCAUCUACAGGAGCAUGUCAACAGAGGAAAAGAAAGAGACCCCAGAGGCAGCGGCCCCGGCCCCCAAAGAGGUCAAAUGCAUCGUGCUGACAGGCUUUGGGGGGCCUAAGAUGGUUCGCUGUCAGAAGAAGCCCCAGACCAGUGCCAUGGAGGGGGAGGUUUUGAUCCGUGUCAAAGCCUGUGGAAUGAGUUUCCAAGAUUUAAUGGUGAGGCAAGGAGUCCUUGAACACGGUCCAAAAACACCGAUAGUGAUGGGAUUUGAAUGCGCUGGCGAAGUCGAGGCACUUGGAGAGAACUCCUCGGGAUUCAACGUCGGUGACCGGGUGAUUGGUUUCUGUGAUUACAAGGCGUGGUCGGAGGUAGUGGCUGUUCCCUCCCAGUACGUUUAUAAGAUGCCGGAGAACAUGAGUUAUCAGGACGGGGCUGCCCUCCCCAUGAGCUAUCUGACCGCCUACAUACUGCUGUUUGACAUCGCCAAUUUACGUCGAGGACAAUCUGUGUUUACCCAUUCUGUCGGAGGGGGCGUGGGAAUCGCAGUGACCCAACUUUGUCACAUGAUGGAGGACGUCAAACUAUUUGGGACCGCUUCCUACCAGAAGCACGAAUCGGUGAAGGCCAAUGUGGACCAUUUGUUUGAUCACGUGGUAGACUACCCACAAGAAGUCAGAAAACUGUCACCAGAAGGAGUGGACAUAUUCCUUGACUGUUUGUGUGGAGAAGAUGCCAAUAAAGGGAUUUCCUUGCUGAAGCCCAUGGGAAAAUACAUUUUAUACGGUUCAUCUAACAUUGUGACAGGGGAGACUAAAAGCUUUUUCAGCUUUGCAAAAUCCUGGUGGCAGGUUGAUAAGAUAAGCCCCAUCAAACUGUAUGACGAGAAUAAAACCAUCGCUGGAUUCCAGCUCAGGCACCUACUACAUAAACAAGGCCAGCAUCAGUAUGUCAAAGAAAUCAUGAACAAGCUUAUCAAACUAUACUCUGACGGCAAGAUCAGACCUGUCAUUGAUUCAGCUUGGGCAUUUGAGGACGUUGGGGAGGCCAUGCAGAAAAUGCAGGAUAGGAAAAACAUAGGAAAAAUUAUCCUGGAUCCCACCCUAGAACCCAAACCCAAACCAGUGUCCUCCGCUAGGACCCAUACCACUAGCCAGUGUAGUGAAGAUAAAGAAAACACAGAGGACCAACAGUGAACGAGCUUCCAGAUAAACAAGGUUGUAGUCUAAGAGAGUCUCGGACCUUAUAAUCUGUGGACAUGUAGUUGUUCUGUCAUUUAAAUAUUGAGUCCAUUCUUAUAGGGACACCAAUACCACUGACUAGUGAAAAAGAAGUUAUUUAAAGUCACCGCUAUUAAAAUAGAUUAACAUAUUUUACCUAAUAUUCAUUUUAGUUUUGAGAUCUGUAGUUGUGUAUUAUUGUGUGGUUAUAAUGAGCUGCUUAAUAACUACCAUGUGUUCAUUGUUGCAGGACUCUGUGAAGUAGAAACGGUGCAUCUGUUAACGUUAGAAAUUUCCCAUAUCAUUGUUUGCGUUUGCGUAAGGACUAUUUAUAAAUGGCUUAUAUAUCUGUGUUCCUCCUGUUGUUAUAUAUGAUGUUAUCAUUGUGUAGAUGAAGAGUCUUUAUUUUGCUGCCAAAUAAACUAUUUUCCCGCCA
Molecule: messenger RNA, 1939 nt
Organism: Saccostrea echinata
Lineage: Eukaryota; Metazoa; Mollusca; Bivalvia; Ostreida; Ostreidae
Product: synaptic vesicle membrane protein VAT-1 homolog-like
Exons: 9
Coding region: 310-1479 (389 amino acids)
Molecular function (GO): oxidoreductase activity
Source: RefSeq, a predicted model, not a curated record